This is a messenger RNA of Linum trigynum, 747 nucleotides long. Lineage: Eukaryota; Viridiplantae; Streptophyta; Magnoliopsida; Malpighiales; Linaceae. The record is from the annotation of a GenBank genome assembly.
CCCGAACUGCGUCAAUCCGAUGGUGACCAUGCCCCCAAAGAAGUUUCGGAUCCAUCGGAGCAGUAUCGAUUGUCGCAGGUGGUGGUCUCAUCGAACAAGGAUCGAUAAGCCUAGAAACUGGGGAAAAAAAUAUUAGAACAUAAAAAAAAUGUCGCCGGAAAAAAAAAAUCGCCGCCACCGACAAGAAUCCGACACUCACUCCUGUAGCGUUCGCCGCCGUCACCGCCGCCGCCGCCGCCGCCGCAACGCCGCCCUCGCCGCCCUCGGCCUCUUCCUCUGCCGCCGGGGGCCUGCUGCUCGUCGUCGGACAUUCCGCGUCGCCGCUGUUGCUGGGGCCCCUUCGCCUUGUUCCUCGCGCUGCCUCCUUAAUCUAGGCGUCGCCGCUCUAUUUUUGGCGUCGGCGCUGGGAGGGUGAAGGAGGUCGGGAUGGAGGAGGAUGUGGUCUGGUCUGGUGCGAGAGGGCGAGGAAGGGGAUUAAAAAAACAAAGGAGCAUAGCGACGGCGCCCCAGUCUCAGGCUUUGGCGCUUUUUGAAAUUUCAAAAAUUUCAAAAAGCGCCAAAGCCUGAGACUGGCGCGCCGUCGCUAGCUUUACCCUUAAAAACUAUAUUUUCUGAGUCUCGGGCGCCGUCGCCAACUUCCCUCCAUCAAAACACAAUAUUCUUGUAAAUAUUUUUCAAAACACUAUAUUCGUGGUAAUUAAAAAAAACACUAUAUUCGUGGUAAAUUAAAAAAAACAAUAUUUAAGG